Molecule: messenger RNA, 1207 nt
Organism: Apaloderma vittatum (bar-tailed trogon)
Lineage: Eukaryota; Metazoa; Chordata; Aves; Trogoniformes; Trogonidae
Product: inter-alpha-trypsin inhibitor heavy chain H2-like
Exons: 10
Source: RefSeq, a predicted model, not a curated record
GUGUCUAGUACCUAUGCGGGCCGUUCUCAGGAGACAAGCAGGAAGAAAAUGAAGCAUCUGAUUUGCUUCCUGGUUUUGUUCCUCAUUUCUGGAGUGGGAAGCUUUGAUCUUGUUAUCUACGACAUCCCAGAUGAAGUGGAAAACCUGAUAGACCUAGAAAUUGAUGGAUUUCCUUCAAGCUCCAAGACGAGAAACGGCAGGUACCAGCGAAGCACAUCCGACUGGGGGUACGUUGGAGAUCUGGUGGACGAUGAUGACAAGAUAGGUCUCUACAGCUACAAAGUUCAAUCCACUAUUACCUCACGGUUGGCCAACACAAUGAUCCAAGCCAAAAUGGUGAAUAAUGCAAAACGGACCCAGAACAUAGUGUUUGAUGUACAAGUCCCCAAAGGAGCUUUUAUUGACAACUUUACUAUGGAUAUCAAUGGUAUAACAUUUACCAGCCGAAUUCAUGAAAAGUCUGAAGCCAGAAAAAUGUACGCUCAAGCAAAAGCCAGAGGCAAGGCUGCUGGAAUUGUAAGGAGUAACGCCUUGGAUAUGGAAAACUUCAAAACCGAAGUGAAUGUGCCCCCAGGAAUGAGGAUCCAGUUUGAACUUCACUACCAUGAAAUGAUUCGAAGGAAACUGAGCUCCUACGAGCACGUCGUCUCUGUGAAGCCAGGACGCUUAGCAAAGCACAUGGAGGUGGAUGUCCGCAUUGUCGAGCCACAGGGAAUUCGCUAUGUGCAUGUUCCCAAUUCUCUUGGAGAUCAUUUUGAUGGAAUCACCACCAUCUCUAAGGGAGAGAAAAAGGCUCACAUUUCUUUCAAGCCAACAAUGGCUCAGCAACGAAAAUGCCCUACGUGCUCAUCCACAGCAGUAGAUGGAAGUUUUGUGGUGCAGUAUGAUGUGAACAGAGAAACCACAGGUGGAGAACUGGAAAUAUUUAAUGGCUAUUUUAUUCACUUCUUUGCUCCGGAAAAUCUUGAUCCUCUGCCCAAAAACAUUUUAUUUGUUAUAGAUGUCAGUGGCUCAAUGUGGGGACUGAAAAUGAAACAAACCAUCGAGGCCAUGAAGGCAAUACUGAGUGAGCUCCGUGCUGCUGAUCAGUUCUCCCUUAUCGACUUCAACCACAAUGUCCGAUGCUGGAGAGAUAACCUGGUCUCAGCCACCCCAGCGCAGGUUGAAGAUGCUAAGAAGUACAUCCAGACAAUCCAUCCCAACGGGG